UGGCAGUGCGAGUGCUUUUAGUAGAGACCAAUAGGGUCGUUUUUUAUUUCUCGAUUGCCAGGGAAACAGAAUGAAGAACCGGGGAAACGGGAGGGAUGAUGGAUAACCGUGUCCUGUCUGCGCGCUUUCUGACCAAUUAAAAUCAAAUCAAUGCAAGUACGUCCCUCUUGGGACUUAUAAAAUUAGGGUGGAAAUAUAUUGCUAAUUUAAACAAGAAGAAAUUAAAGAUAGAGUAAUAUGCCACGUGAAAGGAUUCUAAGAAUUGUUAAAUUGAUCACCCGUGUUUAAAGCGCGCAACUAUCACGGGACUAAAAUGAUCAAUGCUCGCUUUCUUUUCGUUUAGAUUUUUAAUAAUACAUCUUAGUUCAAUUUGUUUUUUUGUAAUAUUUCCUUGAAAAUCUUAGGGUGAAAAUAAACGAUGUCGAGUUAGAGUUGAAUUGUUGGUGUUUUUGCACUCUGGAGAGAGAUGCCAAGUUGUCUUGGUUAAAUUAAAAUUUUUUAAAAAAACUUUUUGAAAUAUUCUGCUACCACGAUGAAGCCCAAUGUCUCGACUGGCACGAGUAUGGAAUGCGAUUAAAAUGAUCUUUGAGAGGCAACGGAAAGGAUGACUUUUACUCAGACGACAACUUCCCGUCCCGUAUUUAAGACACUGGGGUCUUGAAUUUAAAGUUGCGCUUUCAAGGUGUUGUAGAGCGCAGUUCUAAUACUGUAGGAAACUUUUUGCUUUACAAAACACUAAGAUGCUUACUCACCACAUACAGUAUAAAAGAACAGAAGUGCUUUGAACAUGGACACUAAAACUAAUCCUUAAAGAAAGGCUCACUUUUCUGAGAAGCUUGGAAGGGUACAAAUUGGUGAAAGUACUUAGGGUUGGUGAACAUGAAUAAACACAUGGAUAUUCCCGCUGUUGUACUGUAUCACUUCCAACUCGCGAAGCGAAGCCUUAUACAAAAUGCAAGGUGAAUUUGCCCAUCUUGGCAGAUAGACUAAGGAGGAAGGGUAGUUUUCGGAAGCAGGGAUAAACAGGUAAUCAACAUUUUCUAAAAAAAAACUGGGGGAAAUGUAAUAAUAGACUAUCGUGACAAACGGAAAUCGGAGCUCUGAUUAAACUCCAUGUCCAUAUCCCUCCUUACAAAAACAGCUUUAAUUAUGAGCCUUUUGGUGUAGUUAUUUUCGGGGAAGGUAUCCAUCUGUCAACGGCACCCAGCCUCAUUGUUCACCCAGAGUGGUCGCCCGACUAGACGCAAGCGAACCCCUGGACAGUAGCACUCAUGACCGGUGGGAGAAGUACGAUGGAUCCUCAUAUUAUGGAGAAGGUGGAUCAGAUCCUUUCAGAGUUCCGUCUGAAAAAAGAGGAGCUGAAGGAGAUCAUGAGGAGGAUGCAGCGUGAAAUGGAUCGGGGGCUGCACCUGGAAACGCACGACGAGGCCAGCGUCAAGAUGCUACCCACCUACGUGCGCUCCACCCCAGAGGGCUCUGAGGUGGGGGACUUCUUGGCCCUGGACCUGGGGGGAACAAACUUCCGGGUGAUGCUGGUGAAGGUGGGAGAGGAUGACGAUCGAGGCUGGAAGGUGGAGACCAAGUACCAGAUGUACUCUAUCCCCGAGGACGCCAUGACAGGCACCGCCGAGAUGCUCUUUGACUACAUUUCCGAGUGCAUCUCAGACUUCCUGGACAAGCACAACAUGAAACACAAGAAGCUCCCUCUGGGUUUCACCUUCUCCUUCCCAGUGCGACAUGAGGACAUUGACAAGGGCAUCCUGCUGAACUGGACGAAGGGCUUCAAGGCCUCAGGGGCUGAAGGCAACAAUGUGGUGGGCCUGCUCCGUGAUGCCAUUAAGAGGAGAGGGGACUUUGAAAUGGAUGUGGUUGCCAUGGUGAAUGACACAGUGGCCACCAUGAUCUCGUGCUACUACGAAGACCGCAGCUGCGAAGUGGGGAUGAUUGUGGGCACAGGCUGCAAUGCCUGUUACAUGGAGGAGAUGCGCACGGUGGAGCUGGUGGAGGGGGAAGAGGGGCGGAUGUGUGUGAACACCGAAUGGGGAGCCUUCGGGGACACAGGCGAGCUGGAGGAAUUCCGGCUGGAGUACGACCGCGUGGUGGACGAGACUUCUCUCAACCCCGGACAGCAGCUCUAUGAGAAGAUCAUCAGUGGGAAGUACAUGGGUGAGCUGGUGAGGCUGGUGCUGCUGAAGCUGGUCAAUGAGAACCUGCUGUUCAACGGCGAAGCUUCUGACAUCCUGAAGACUAGGGGGAGCUUCGAGACUCGCUUCGUCUCCCAGAUUGAGAGCGAUACUGGGGACCGCAAGCAGAUCUACAACAUCCUGACCACCCUGGGCGUGCUGCCCUCCGAGCUGGACUGCGACAUCGUGCGGCUGGCCUGCGAGGGCGUGUCCACGCGGGCCGCCCACAUGUGUGGCGCGGGGCUGGCCGGGGUCAUCAACCGCAUGAGGGAGCGCCGCAGCGCGGACACGCUCAAGAUCACGGUGGGGGUGGACGGCUCCGUCUACAAGCUGCACCCCUGUUUCCAAGAAAAAUUCCACAAAGUGGUGCGGGAAUUGACACCUCGCUGCGACAUCACCUUCAUCCAAUCCGAAGAAGGGAGCGGGAGGGGGGCGGCCCUAAUUUCAGCCGUGGCGUGCAAGAUGGCGUGCAUGCUGAGCCAAUGA
Molecule: messenger RNA, 2669 nt
Organism: Lepisosteus oculatus (spotted gar)
Lineage: Eukaryota; Metazoa; Chordata; Actinopteri; Semionotiformes; Lepisosteidae
Gene: gck
Product: glucokinase (hexokinase 4)
Biological process (GO): intracellular glucose homeostasis; glycolytic process; glucose 6-phosphate metabolic process
Cellular component (GO): mitochondrion; cytosol
Molecular function (GO): ATP binding; D-glucose binding; fructokinase activity
Source: RefSeq, a predicted model, not a curated record